AUUGCGCCUUUUUGUGGAUUGUUGUGCCGUUCUUAGCGUGAAAAAGGAUUCUUCGAGGAUUCUAGUGGUCUUCUCUGGAAUGGAUUCUGCGACACUGAAAACCUACCAUCGCGAGAUUGGCCAUCUCGUCUUUGAUGCCAACGAGAAAGUAUCCGUGCGGAAGAUCAGUAACCUGUGGAAUAUCGACUCUCAGCAGUCGGUGGAAGUUCUACAAAAGUGGAUCGACGACCAGAAGGAGAGUGUGAAGCUGACGCGAGAAUUUCUGAUUCGCGGAAAGGACAAAAAUGGGAAUGUGUUCAUGACCCUGGCCAACGAGAAAAGAGCUGGAAAGAUUACUAGCAAGUAUGCUGGUUGCUCGAAGAUGCUGUACUCGGUGGAAGCGGCCUCUGACGUGAGGCCGCUAAACGUUUCGUCGGACCGCGAUUUCGCAGUCAUUAAACUGCGCCUGGAAACAGAGAAGCGGGAAUUAGCGAAGCGAUCAAUGUCAGCCGCACAACCAGCAGUUGCUGCGGUGAAACAGGAACAGAAACCUUCCAAAACGAAUGGACUGUUCGGUGUGAUAGCCAACAAACAAGCAAAAUCGCAGACAUUAGCGAAAGAGGAAAAGCCGUCAUCUCCUCCACCGACGCCAGUAGUGCCUACGAUUAAACCGGAACCACAAACUCCCACGACUAAAUCGUCCCCGAAGAAGGCUUCUCCGAAAAAGGAUACUAAAAAACAGGUCAAUGGGAAGAGUUCUAUUUCCUCGUUUUUCUCUUCGAAACCGAGCCAAACGGCCGCCUCGAAACCGGUCGUUAAGCCCGAACCGGAAUCACCUAGCAACCCACAGUCAAUCAAGAAGGCACAAGAAGAACAGAAGAAGUCAGAAAAAUCCCGCAAAAGAACGAUCGAUGAAGAUGAGGAGGACGAGGUGGCCAUCAAAAAGGAACGGGAGGACGCUAGAGAAGAGGAAGAGAUUCCGAACACACCGCAGGAGGAGAAACGCGAUGCAAAGAAGAGACGCACCGGCAAACCCUUGCUGCAGCGUAAAACGGCGGCGAAUCCGUCGAAGAAAUCACGCAUUUACGCAAUUUGCGAUUCUUCCAGUGAUGAUGAAGCAAAACCGACGGAAGAACGCCGUGAGGAGGAACGUGUGAUCAAAUUUGAGCAGGAACCUGAAUCAGAACCUGAACCCAUGGAGGCCAACACAAUUUCGCCCGAGAAGCCGAUCGAAAACGAUUCCAACAGUGUCAACCAAAACCACAAAGGAAAGGUUAAAAAGCUGGUUACGAGAACGUUUAUGGGUGCGGACGGAUUCAUGGAAACCGUCAAGGAGUACGAAAUGGUGUCGGAAGAUGAGUCUCAGGAGACGGCGAACGGCGAACAACCACACCUCGCGGAAACCAAACUCAGCGCUCCCAGUGUGAAGCAAGUUCAAGCAGAACCCAUCGAUAAAAAGAAGAGUACUCCAGCGACGCCGAGAACGAAGCAAGGAUCCAUCAUGAGUUUUUUCGCAAAAAAAUGAAUUCCAACUAUCAUAUGGCCUCUAGUUCUAUUUACGUUAGCAACAAUGUUGAAACAUUUCAAAGAAACCCCUAAAUAGAGCGCAUAAAAGUGAAGAAGAGACGAACAGAGUGUGGAAGCAAUUGGUGCGG
This is a messenger RNA of Anopheles darlingi, 1634 nucleotides long. RefSeq names its product DNA polymerase delta subunit 3 (gene PolD3). The transcript has 4 exons. The coding region runs from base 80 to 1504 and encodes 474 amino acids. NCBI's taxonomy places the organism in Eukaryota, Metazoa, Arthropoda, Insecta, Diptera, Culicidae. Gene Ontology annotation, cellular component: delta DNA polymerase complex; nucleus. Gene Ontology annotation, biological process: nucleotide-excision repair, DNA gap filling; DNA strand elongation involved in DNA replication; DNA synthesis involved in UV-damage excision repair. Gene Ontology annotation, molecular function: DNA-directed DNA polymerase activity. The record is from RefSeq and is a predicted model, not a curated record.